Messenger RNA from Hypoxylon fragiforme, 513 nucleotides. RefSeq lists its product as uncharacterized. NCBI's taxonomy places the organism in Eukaryota, Fungi, Ascomycota, Sordariomycetes, Xylariales, Hypoxylaceae. The transcript is spliced from 3 exons. The record is from RefSeq and is a predicted model, not a curated record. Bases 1 to 513 code for a protein of 170 amino acids.
AUGCAGUCCACCAUCGCCACCGCUCUAGCUUUCGCAGCCGCCACCCUAGCCGUGCCAACCACCGCGGCAGCCCGCCAAGCGCCGCAGCAGCAGCAGCUCCGCCUCCACGCAACCGGCGGCGCCCUCGCCGCCUGGGCCCUCACCAACGUCUACUCCGAGGCCGCGGGCGCGAACGUGAUCCAGAUCCAGCGGCCGUCCGCCUACGAGUCGGACGCGGCGCACCUCGCUGGGGGGCGUCUUUAUUUCGACCUCGGCAACACGUACCCCUGGGGCGUCGAGAUCCCCGCCGUGCCCGCCGGCGCCGUCGGCCAGGUCGUCUCGCAGCAGGGGGCGUCGAGCACCGGGUUCGCGCUCGAUGGGAGCCGUCUGCUGACGUAUAACGCUGACUCGAAUGGCUUCUGGGCGUGCCCGGUCGACCACACGUUCGAGCUCUUCUACGGCGUGGACCCGGACCCGACGAAGCUCCCCAGCGCCGAGUGCCUCCAGAUCCAGUUGCUGGCUAGCAGCGCUUGA